This is a messenger RNA of Megalobrama amblycephala (Wuchang bream), 2606 nucleotides long. It is a transcript of the gene ftr66, whose product is annotated as finTRIM family, member 66. The record is from RefSeq and is a predicted model, not a curated record. Bases 355 to 2001 code for a protein of 548 amino acids. NCBI's taxonomy places the organism in Eukaryota, Metazoa, Chordata, Actinopteri, Cypriniformes, Xenocyprididae. The transcript has 6 exons. Gene Ontology annotation, molecular function: protein binding; zinc ion binding.
UAUGAAUCCUGAUUCUACAAAGAAAAAAAGAGUUUAAGGGUGUGAAUAAAAAGAAAAUAUAUCUUGAUAUUUUGGUGUAUUUUAAAACUUGUUUUAUAUUAUUUAGAAUCUUUAGAAUUUUAAUAGAAAAUAGAAUUUUGAAAAACACUGAUUUUCUCCACAGUGUGGCAAUCUGAGGAACCCUAAAUGGUUUACAGUUCACAGUGCAGCAUUUUUAUUACAAUUACAGUGCAGCAGGGACACACAUUUACCUAUCUGUCAUCUAAAUAGGAAGAAUAGAGGGGUGUGGCUCAUUCGUGUGAAACUGAGAACUGAACUCAUUUGAAACAUUUCCCUACAUUACAAAACAACAAAAUGGAAGGGCUCCAGGAUACAGGAGAAUUUUGCUGUUCGAUCUGCGUGGAUGUGCUCAAAGAUCCAGUGGCUAUCCCAUGUGGGCACAACUACUGCAUAGGAUGCAUUAAUGAUUAUUGGAACGAAAAUGAUCAUUUGGAGGUCUUCGGCUGUCCCCAGUGCGCACAGACAUUUAGCCCCAGGCCUGUUCUGAACAGAAGUACCAUACUGGCGGAUAUGGUGGACAAGCCGAAGAAACUGGAACUUCCAGGUGACUCUGAGAUUUGUAGUGAUUGCAUGCCAGAAGAUGUGACCUGUGAUUUCUGUACAAGUAUCAAACAAAAGGCUGUGAAGACGUGUUUGGUAUGCUUGGCAUCGUACUGCCAAAAUCACCUUCGAGCACACAACAAAUCUCCUGCCUUGAAGAACCACAAGCUGAUUGAAGCCACUGUGAUCCUCAACCUGCUAGAGAAGAUCUGUCCUCGUCAUGAAAAAUAUUUGGAUAUGUACUGUCGAACUGAUUAUCAGUGCAUAUGUCCGAUGUGUGUGAUGGAUGACCACAAAGGACACGAUACAGUACCAGCAGCUGUGGAAAGCACAAAGAAACAGAAAGAAUUAGGCAUGACACGUCAGAAAUACAAGCUCAAAAUCCACACUAAAGAAAAGGACCUGCUGGAGCUUAAACAAGCUGCAGAUGCCCUGAAAAGCUCUGCACAGGCUACUCUGGAAAAUGGUGAACAGAUCUUCAAUGAGUUGAUGCAGUCUAUUGAAAUGAGGAAGUGCAAAUUCAGAGAUCUGAUCCAGGAUCAAGAAAGGGCUGCGGAGAGCAUGCUGCAGACACUGGAGCAAGAAAUCACUGAGCUCAAACAGAGAGAUCACGAGCUUGAGAUGCUUCUGAAGUCUGAAGAUCACGUUCAUGUUCUUCAGAACUGUCAUUCCUUCUCUUCCGGCCUUCCUAACCCACCCAUCACAAUAGCUACACUCUCAGAUUUUAGCAAGGUGAAUGAUGCAAUCUCUACUCUAAGGAAGAAGCUUGAAGCUGUCUUUAAAGGGGAAUGGCUCCGGAUCUAUCAAGCAGCUAGAUCAAUGAAGAUCCUUCACUGCACAGUGCCCAAAAUUCGAUCAGAGUUCCUGCACCAUUCCUACCCUCUGCAAUUAAAUCCUUUAACAUCCCACAAGGACCUUCGUUUGUCCAAUGGGAACAGAGAAGUGGCCGUUCAGAGCCAAGAGCAAUCCUGUCCCGACCACCCGGAGCGCUUUGAUUACUGGUGCCAGGUGCUGGGCACUGAGGGCCUGACAGGCUGCAGCUACUGGGAGGUGGAAUGGAGUGGGAUGGGAGUAAACAUUGCCGUCGCAUACAAAAACAUUGCCAGAAAAGGGGAAAGCAGUGAAGCUCACUUCGGUCACAAUGACAAAUCCUGGAGUUUGUUCUGCAGCAGGAGAGGUUAUGCUUUCUGGCACAACAGGAUUGCCAGUAAGAUCUCAGAGCCUGGCUCGUCAAAGAUAGGCAUUUAUCUAGAUCAUAGGGCCGGGACACUAGCUUUUUACAGCAUUGAUGACUCAAUGACCCUCCUACACAGGGUUCAGACCACAUUCACACAACCUCUCUACCCUGGCUUUGAGUUUGUGUGCUGCGGAGCCUCGAUCAAGUUGUGCCAGCUGGAGUGAGGGAAAAAGGAUGGGCCUAUUUGGCAUUGGAAAUUAAAGAACGUGUAAACAAUUAAACAUAAAUUCGACUAAGUAGGCUGUGCAGAAUAUUCAAAUUUUGAUCGAUACUCAUCAGCCGAUAAUUAUUUUCACGUUAUGGUCAAUAACUGAACUAUCAGCUAAUGGCUGAUAUUAAAAUAAUGUGAAUUAAUAAUAAAGUACUAAAAAGCUAAGUGAAUUUAAACAUCAAAAAUCGAUAUAUAUAUAUAUAUAUAUAUAUAUAUAUAUAUAUAUAUAUAUAUAUAUAUAUAUAUAUAUAUAUAUAGAUCAAGAAUGAAUUAAAAACUCUAAUAUAUUGUAUAUAUGGUAGGCUACUUUUAUAUUGUGUACUCCUAAUUGUACAUUAUGCAAAAUAUCUUUUUUUUUAGUCAGCGAAACACUUGUGACACAUUUGUGUCUAUGAUCACGUCUUUCCAUUUCAACUACCACACAGUGAAUUGCUGUUAUUUCUGUCUGUGGAAUGUCUCUUGAGGUUAAUAUUGUCUGAAUGCCUUUACACUUUUAUUCUCUGUCAGUUAUGAUUAAAAAGUAUGUAACAAUCCAAAUAAAAUACAUUUUGCAUUAUA